GGGGUUCGUUUCGUGCAGUUCUCGUAGUUCCUGUGUCUGUCUCAUUUCCUCGUAACAUUUAGACCAUAAUUAAUAUUCUUCUGUAAUAGUCAGGUCAAAGAGAGAAAAGAAAGCAACGAAACUAAAAGGUAAACAUGCUGAGGAAAUUAUUUUUCACGCAGAAGCUUGACAGAAAUAUCAAGGAAUGUGAUGAAGUCAUUGACGCUGUGGGUCCAAUGGUUAAAGUCCUCACUACUGAGAAGAAUAAAUUAAUGAUUCAGCGUCUUCAAAUUGAGUCUGAGCUUAGAAAGCUUGGCAGAGAUCCAAAGUUGGUCCUGGAGUCCAUGGGGCUUCCUUAUUCUCCUCCUGCCUGCAGUACCAGUACUGAUUGCACCACCACCGAAGAUGAGCAAUCCCUUAUCAUGGACUCGCCUGGCUCGUCAAACACUGUUCAGUCAAGCGAAUACUCCGGCGAGACUGCUACUGGAUUGUACGACGAAGAUCUGGAUUUGGACAGUGUAAAUCCGUAUGACCUGCUCCGCGGCGAUCAAGGGGGCAAUAAUGACGAGGAGGAGGAGGAUGAAGAAGAUGAUGUAGAUGAAAUGGAAGAUCUGAUUGUCGCAUUUGAAGAAAACGAGGGCGUUUACAUUGAAGAAAAUGAGAGUGCUGACCACGAGAAAGGUGAAGGAGAGGAACAACUCGAGGACUUAAUGCAGAACAUCUCCGUCAAAGGAAACUCAAAUGCUGAGAAAGAAACUCAAAAUUAGCAGGUAUCCUCUGUCUAUAUAUAUUUGGUCAACAUAAAUUAUUUCUCAGUCUUAUAAAACUA
Molecule: messenger RNA, 808 nt
Organism: Cloeon dipterum
Lineage: Eukaryota; Metazoa; Arthropoda; Insecta; Ephemeroptera; Baetidae
Exons: 4
Coding region: 135-746 (203 amino acids)
Source: RefSeq, a predicted model, not a curated record